This is a messenger RNA of Poecile atricapillus (Black-capped chickadee), 2274 nucleotides long. It is a transcript of the gene LRRC39, whose product is annotated as leucine rich repeat containing 39. Lineage: Eukaryota; Metazoa; Chordata; Aves; Passeriformes; Paridae. Bases 265 to 1299 code for a protein of 344 amino acids. The record is from RefSeq and is a predicted model, not a curated record. Gene Ontology annotation, molecular function: protein binding. The transcript has 8 exons.
GAACUAGACUGACAUUGCAUUGGAGUCUGAGUGAGAGUUUUAAAUGGCUUUGGUAAUGCAGACAAGAUUCAUAAUUUAUCUCUGCUCUUGUCCAGAAAGCAAUGAGUCACAGAAAAUCCUUGAAAACACCGAAUAAUUGAGUGAGUAUUGCAGUAUUUUAGUUUCCACAUCACUGUCCCCAUCUGGUAACCGGUACAUGAGGUGGUGCAUUGAGCCUAAAAUUCAGUCAGAUUCCUGCAGGCAAAUCUGAACAUGUAAAGGACCAUGGCUGAAACCGCAGUUUGCCUGGGAACAUUCAGUGCUGUGAAGACACUUUGGGAAGUGAGAAUACACAAGAUAAAUGAAGAAUUACAGAAAGAAAAGGAAUUCAGGCAGAGGUCUGCAGGAAGGUUACUGCUUGUCUGGGAGGAGAGAGCUGCUUUAGCAAAGCUCAAAGAAAAAGUUAUUAAUGAAGGUGGAAGAGCAAUUUUAAGGAUAGAGGAAGAAGAAUGGAAGACAUUACCUUCAUGCUUAUUGAAACUAAUCCAUCUCCAGGAAUGGCAGCUUCACAGAACUAGUUUGCAGAAAAUUCCUCAAUUUAUUGGAAGAUUUCACAGCCUUGUUGUUCUAGAUCUAUCCCGGAACUCAAUUGAAAGUGUACCUAAAGAAAUUGGCCAGCUGACCAGUCUCCAAGAGCUACUUCUCAGUUACAACAGAAUAAAAUCUGUUCCUAAGGAAAUAAGUAACUGCAUCAGUCUGGAAAGAUUGGAACUGGCUGUCAACAGAAGCAUCUGUGAUCUUCCUCCUCAGCUCAGCGACUUAAAGAAGCUGUCACACAUAGAUUUAUGCAUGAAUCAGUUUACUGCCAUCCCUUCAGCUCUCCUCAACAUGCCUAAUCUAGAAUGGUUAGAUAUGGGGGGAAACAAACUCCAGCAGCUUCCUGAUGCAAUUGACAGAAUGGAAAACCUUCACACGUUAUGGCUCCAAAGGAAUGAAAUAAACUAUUUGCCAGAAACCAUUGGUAAUAUGAAAAAUCUUAAUACUCUUGUUCUUAGCAACAACAAACUUAAGAAUAUUCCAGCUUGUAUGAAAGACUUGACAAAUCUGAGAUUUGUCAACUUCAGAGACAACCCACUGGAGCUAGAGGUAACACUCCCUCCGUGUGAGAACACAGAUGAGGAGGAGCAACAGGAAAUGUUUGGCAUUGACUUCAUGCACAUGUAUAUCCAGGAGUCACUCAAGAAAACAGGCAUGGCUUUUUUAUCAAUUCUUAUCUCUCCACAAUACAGUGAGGAAGACAGGGAUAAACUGGAUAAAUAAAAUCUGGGAUAUGUAUAGAAAUGAAAUGUGAAUAACCUUCCUAAUAAAUGAGCAAUGUUUUCCAAAAAAUCUGUAAACAUGCUUUUACUGAGGGCAGGGGCACUUUCAACAGGAGUUGGCACAGUAAGGUCUCCACACAAACAGCAUAGAUUCCAGUAGGAACAUACUGGAACCAUGGAGCACUGUAAUAGUGUUUGAGUUACCUACACCAUGGAUAACUAGAAGCUGAUGACUGUCUUUUAAUUCAUGUCCUUUAAUUCAUGAAGCUCAACUUCUCCUAUUUUUGGAUGUUGUCCAGAUGGUACUUCCAGAGGAAGAUAAAGGGACAAAAGCUAGGUUCCCACCAUACAUCUUUUAGCAAUGAACUAUCAACACCAGAUGUUUCUCACAACUUACUUUUCCUGACAUAGAGUCACUUAAACAAAAUGCCCAGUUUCACCCCAUUUCUAAAAUUUCUAAAACAUGACAAAAAUUUGCUGUUCAUUGUCUCCAGAGUAACAGUUUUAAUGUUGCAGUAAGAGACCCAAAUAAGCACUUUUGAACAGAUGUUCAGUUGGCAGCUAUUACUUCCAGAGAGCACUUCACUGCAGACAUAAAAUGUUCUCUCUGAUCUUCAUUCUGUGUUUUAUGAAGGCUUAAAAAAAUGAAUGAAAUGCUCUUGAGUUUGAACACUAAGCCAGCUUUUUUCUUAUCAAUAUUUCAUGCAUGAAUAACCAAAUUAGCAAAUAUAUACCAAGAUGACACUUUAGACAUAAGUUUUCUUUCUGAAUAGAUUCCCUAGCACUAUAGGCUGAUGAAAGUACUUAGGCCUACUUAAAUAUUUUAAGAGGAAAUACAAAGCUAUUCUGAACUUCAAAGUGAAAAUAAAGUAUGUCAACUUUUCUUAUUUUAAUGUAUUAUCUUUCAGGAAAUGUGGAAAGUUGUACUUCUGGUUCUCCUCCUGUCAUGAAUCCUACUGAAUAAAGAAUGUAACUG